AUGCCUAACUGGGAGGACUAUCUCAAUAGGAUCUGGUACGAUACAAAACAUCCGGGAUCUUUCGCUGGACCCAAAAAAUUGUAUCAAGUUGUACGUAAAGAAGGAAAGGUUAAAAUCGGCAUACGCAGGAUAACUCAAUGGCUUCAAGAUCAAGACGCUUACAGUUUACAGAAAGACUUGAUCACAAAAUUUAAGAAGAAUCGAGUAGUAGUAGAAGGAAUCGACUCGUUAUUUGACGGAGACUUGGCAGACGUUCAAAAUUUGACAUCGUUCAAUGACGGUAUUAAAUACCUUUUAAUACUAAUUGAUGUUUUCUCAAAGUUUCUAUGGGUAGUACCAUUGAAAAACAAAUUGGGUAAAACCGUCGUCAACGCACUAAAAUCUAUAUUUAUAAAAGGAAGAAAAGCAAGUACAGUUCGUUUUGACAAGGGAGCAGAGUUCCGUAAUGCGCAUGUCAGGAAAUACCUGGAAGGAGAAAGCAUACGGGUACAUUGUACCCAGAAUUCCACCCAGGCUAAUUACGCCGAACGGAACAAGACAUGGUAUAAAUACGAUGGAGUAUUCAACGGUUUGCCACAGAAACAUGGGAACGCGAAUGGUACUGAGGUCUUCGGAUAG
Messenger RNA from Pecten maximus, 618 nucleotides. RefSeq lists its product as uncharacterized. The transcript has 2 exons. Gene Ontology annotation, biological process: DNA integration. NCBI's taxonomy places the organism in Eukaryota, Metazoa, Mollusca, Bivalvia, Pectinida, Pectinidae. The record is from RefSeq and is a predicted model, not a curated record. Bases 1 to 618 code for a protein of 205 amino acids. Gene Ontology annotation, molecular function: nucleic acid binding.